This is a messenger RNA of Misgurnus anguillicaudatus (oriental weatherfish), 659 nucleotides long. Lineage: Eukaryota; Metazoa; Chordata; Actinopteri; Cypriniformes; Cobitidae. The record is from RefSeq and is a predicted model, not a curated record.
CGUAGGCCUUUUCCUUUUUGCUUUGGUGGUGAAGGUGCAACAGUAAUCGGUCGUCCCGAAUCCGGGUUCAUCCGACACCCUCACCAAUUUAAAUUAUACUGAGCUCAACUUCAGCUGAUACAUCAUGCCUCCUAAAUUCGACCCCACCGAGAUUAAAGUUGUGUACAUGAGAUGCACAGGUGGAGAGGUUGGUGCCACUUCCUCGCUGGCCCCCAAAAUCGGACCUUUGGGUCUUUCCCCCAAAAAGGUGGGUGAUGACAUCGCAAAGGCUACCGGUGAUUGGAAGGGCCUGCGUAUCACUGUGAAACUGACCAUCCAGAACAGGCAAGCAGCGAUUGAAGUAGUGCCAUCAGCCUCUGCCCUUAUCAUUAAGGCUCUGAAGGAACCUCCUCGUGACAGGAAGAAGGUCAAGAACAUCAAGCACGCUGGAAGCGUUACUUUCGAUGAGAUCGUCGCCGUUGCCCGUGUCAUGAGGCCACGAUCUAUUGCCAGGGAGCUCUCUGGUACUAUUAAGGAGAUUCUUGGCACAGCUCAGUCUGUGGGCUGCACCAUUGAUGGUCGCCCUCCCCAUGAUGUCAUUGAUGACAUCAACAGUGGCAAAGUGGAGUGCCCAACUGAAUAAAUGCAGUGAAGACAAUAAAAAAUGUUGAAAAGUUCAA